Molecule: messenger RNA, 6817 nt
Organism: Chlamydomonas reinhardtii
Lineage: Eukaryota; Viridiplantae; Chlorophyta; Chlorophyceae; Chlamydomonadales; Chlamydomonadaceae
Exons: 3
Coding region: 503-3904 (1133 amino acids)
Biological process (GO): regulation of DNA-templated transcription
Cellular component (GO): nucleus
Molecular function (GO): RNA polymerase II cis-regulatory region sequence-specific DNA binding; DNA-binding transcription factor activity, RNA polymerase II-specific
Source: RefSeq, a predicted model, not a curated record
CAGACCCGGCGCGCCAAGCCCUACCUGCCUGGCAAGCCGUGUUGCUCCUAAACUUGACAACGUGCAAGCGAAGUGUGUUACUACUCCCGGAAUUCCGUUUGACACCUUCAGCCCUGCGCGAUCUCAAAUGCACGUGCUUGGCCUCGAAGCAACCGUUUGCCCGUGGACUUUGGUGUCGGCCGACGCGCUCACGCGCUUCGCUCGCUUCUUUAGGAAGCUGAUUUGAUGGGCAUUAAUGUAUCCUCAGUAACGCUGCAGUUAAUGCAGGGCCAGACGCACUUUUGGGUGCGGCGCUCCUCAAUUCCAAGUUUCCUUCCUCCCAGCUAAAAAAUGCACUGAGUUUGAAGUCUCAAACGACAGCACAUAUAAAUCACUAUGCAUACACUGCUAUAGAGGUCGAUCGAAUUGACCACGAGACAACAAAAGUGGAUGGCUGGCGCUUGAGCUUCACAGGUGUCUUGGCCACCCGAACGCAUACUAUAUUUUGAUAGAGGUUUCUGAAAUGAACAGGCCGGACACGGCGUGCUGUGAAGGGCCGCCCGGCAGGAACGCCAGCCUAUCCGCGUCGGUCGUGGACACAGAGGGCCUUGACAAUACUAAAGUUUCGAGUGGAUGCCUUGACACGCCGCGCCGUGGCCCCCGGACGGGCAAGCAGAGGAGGCAAUGGUCCGCGAGCGAAUGCCAGACCCUCGUCUUCGCGCACGCGCACACCGGCAACCGUUGGUCGCUGAUCGCCAAGCACUUCCGCACGCGCUCGGACGCCGACGUCAAGAACAUUUUCUUCAGCGCAAUGAGAUCGGUGCGCGCCACGCCCGCCAAUCUGGCGCUCCGUGUCUACUCACGCCUGGUGGGGCCAAACUGCGAGGACCCCCUGCUGCGCCGCCGAGCCUACGAGGCCGCGCGGCGCGCCGUGCUCACCGGCGUGGAGCCAGACGACCAGGCGGCAGUAGCAGUGGCAGCAGCUGCUACUGCCACCGGCGGCGCCAGAGCUACAGCCGCCGGCGGCACUACUGGGGCGGCCGGCGAUGCUGCUGGUGAUGGUGGGUGUGGGGGUGAUGAUGGCGGAGGCGGCAGCGAUGAUGGGGAGUGUGCAGCCGCCAGGCCCAGGGAGGCAGCUCCAAGCGGCGGCGGUGGGGGCGCCAAGCGGCGGUUCCAGGGCGGCACGUGGCACAUCUUGCGCAGCGUGGGGCGUGUGAAACAGGGCCGGGACGCGCUGCAGAGCGACGCCGCCGCCGCCGCCCCGAUAGUGCCGCAAGCAGCGGCGGCGGCGGCGGCGGCGGGGGCGGCGGCGGGGGCGGAGGGGGAGGAGGGGGCGGAGGGCCCGGCGCAGCAGGGCGGGCAGUGGCCCCGCCGGCCGCAGGAGGUGGAGUGGGAGGAGCAGUGGCAGCAGUGGCAGCAGCGGCAGCGAAAGGCGGAGCUGGGGGUGAGGCAGCAGCAGCUGCAAGUGAAGCAGGAGGAGGGCGAUGGCAAGGAGUGCGGCGGGGAGCAGCCACACCAGCCGCGGCACGAGCAGAUCAAGAUGGAGCCGUGGGAUGAGGAGGACGUGGCGGUGGCCGCAGUAGUGGGACGGCCGCUGCUGCUGGGACAUCGAAAGCGGGCGGGCGCAGUGGCGUCGGGCAGCAGUGGCUCAGCAGAGUGGCAGCAGCCGCUGCAGCAUCAGCAGCAGAUGAUGAAGUGCAGCGCCGGGUUGCACGGCAGCCGCGGCGCCGCCGCCGCUGCCACUGCCGCGGCCACUACUGUCGCUGCUGCUGGGUUGGGCCAGCAGGGAGGUCCCGCUGCUGGCUUGCACACUGCUGGCGGCGGCGGCCGGCGGCUGCGGCUGUUGCCGGGGCAGCAACAGCAACAACAGGGGCACCCCGCACCGCCACCCCCGGCUGCAGACCGAGGUCCAGCGGGUGUGUUCGCGGCACGCAGCGCAGCACCGGUUGGCGAUACCGGCAUGGCCGCGACUCCUGAUUACUACUGCGCGCAGCGAGAGGGAUUUGCGUUUACAGGUGGCGGUAGUGACGGGCUGGCUGGCAGCGGCCGGAACCAGGAGCAGCACCAGCACCAGCACCCGCACCCGCACCAGCAGGGCGAAUGCAUCGCCGCUGCCAACGCCGCCGCGUUCGGCAGCAACCGCCGGCCCGAGGGCUUCUACGGCAGCAACAACAAUAACAACAUCAGUGGAGACGCGCUGAACGGCGCCGGUGGCGCAAAAUCCGGCGGCGGCACCUGGCCUCUACUGCAAGCACCCCCGCCAUACCCUUCCGUUUUGCAGCUGCAGCAGCUGCAGCACCAGCAGCUGCAAGCGCAGCACCAGCAUCACCAGCACCAGCACCAACACCAGCACCAGCAGCGUGCCGCAUCCUUCGGCGCAACCAUUGGCAACGGCGGUUUCGGCUACAGCAUCUCAGCUGGCGCAGUUGCCGCCGGCGGCAGCGAUACCAGCGGCGGCGGCGGAUACGGCCGCUUCUCAGUUCCUGCCGGCGGCUCGCAGCAGCCAGCGCUUCCCCAUUCGCAGCUGCUGGUUGCUGCGACUGCUGCUGCGCUGCCAUUCGGCGGCGGCGGCGGCGGCAACGGCACAGAGCCUGGCGGCUACCACAACAGCUUUGCCGUCCACAACGGCGGGACGUCGUGGGCUGGCGGCGGCAGCUACAGACAGCAGCAGCAGUGCCAGGUCUCCCAGCAAUCUUCCCCAUUGCUCGCGCCGCACAACCCCACCUGGGCCAGUAUCAGCAUCGUCGCCGCCGCCGCCGCCGCUGCUGCUGCUACUGCACCGGCGGCCGCGGCCGCUACUGCCAGUGGCUACAUCAGCAGCAAUAGCAGUGGGCACGUGCUGUACAGCAGCUGCGGGCACGCCGCCGCCGCCGGCAGCAACGCCGGCGGCAGCAGUAGCUUUGGCAUGGCGACCGUGUCUCCCGCUGCUGCUGUUGCUACAGCCGCCGCCGGUGGCAGCAGCCUCGUGCAGCUGCUGGCGGCAGCAGGGGCGGCGGCGGCGGCGGCCGGCGGCAGUAGUUCGCAGGUCAUCAUCACUUACCUCCAGGAGCCCGCCGCCGGCGGCAGUAGCAUGCACGCUAGCGCUACCCGGGUUGACGCCGGAGUUGUGGAUGAGAUGAAACACCUGCUGGCAUCCACCGGCAGCCUGGACGAUCUCAUGGACGAGCUGGGCAUCAGCUCGGGCUGUAGCAGCAGCACCGCCACCACUGCUGCUGCUACUGCCGCGGCGGCGGCUGCCACUACUGCCGCCACCAUCCGCGCCGCAUCCAGCAACGGCAACACAGGCGGCAGCAGACCGGCCUGCGCAGACCUGUUGUCGGCGGGCCGCCGCCAGCUUCUGAGCCCGUGGCGGCACAUGUGGGCUGCUGGAGGUCGUGACGGGUCCGCCGCCGCCGCCGCCCCCCAGCCGCCGCAGCAGCAGCCGCAGCCGUCGUUUGCCACAGCCGCCGCCUUUCGCAGUGUCGCAGUAUCAGCAGCCGCAGCCGCAGCUGCAGCCGCGCCCGACAGCAGUAACAGCAGUGGCCAGUUUGGGUACCGUGGAGGCGGCGGCGGCAGUAGCAGCUUCAGCAGCAGCCAGCAGAUACCUGGCGGGGUGCCUGGCGGGAUACCUGGCGGGGUGCCUGGCGGGGUGGUGGCGGCAGCGGCACUGCCUGCUGCCCACGGCAGCUACAGCCACAGCUUGCCUGCCAGCGCCCCCGCCGCCGCCGCCGGCAUCAAUGGCUUGUGGGCAACGCAGGCGAUGGGUUGGCACCAUCUGCAGCAGCCGCAGCACCCACAAGAGCCGCUGGAGCCGCAGCAGCGACAGCAGUGGCCCCAGGCAGGGGCUCAAACCUACAGCAGCCUAUCCAAUGCUGCAGCUACUGCUGCCGCUGCCGCUGCAGCCGGCAGCUUCGGCAGCACAGGCCCAGUUUUCAUGUUAGACUGAUGUGUGGUUGGGAAGAAGCAAGUGGAUGCAUGCAUGCGUCGAUCACUGGAGGCGUGCGGUGGCAGCAGCCGGUAGAGGAAUGGAUGGAUAGAGGCCGCGUUGGGAUUAUUGCCUCCGCCGGUCAUCAUCAUACAUGUGCGUAUGGCUUUAUUGGGCAUCUACGAGGGUUGUGUGUAUGUUUAUUUGCGCCUACCUCACUGCGGCGGUGUGCGCAUUGCUGGGGGGGGGGGCGGCAGGCAGGCGGCAGGCGGCCCCUCCGCCUAGCCAGCUCGCCGCGUGCGUGGCUGCUGGACGUACUGGACGCGCGUGCAGCAGCAGGGCGGAGCGAUGGGGCCAGCCAGCAGCAUGCGGGCACGUGAUGGGGGGAGGGGAACAAUUCAUGCGAACGGGGGGGAGGAGCAGAUCCAUCAUUGCAUCCACCUGAUUGGCCACACCGAUGACCGCUGGCUAGACAUCAUAAAGCGAGGCUGCGUGUGCGUGUGCGUGUGUAUAUCCGGCGCGGCGGCGGCGGCGCGUGCCCGGCAGGAAGGUGUCAGCGAGCGCAGUGGUGCGUGGUGGUCGUGCUGGCUGGUAGCAGCUGCUGGUGGCGUGCAGGGGUCGUGCGGGGGUCGUGUUCGUGGCCGUGGUGGUGGUGGUGGUGUUUGAUGGUGGCGGUGGCGGUGCGCGGCGGUGGUGGAGGAGGUAGGUGCAAGUAAGGGGAUUACGGUAUGCAGAGUCUUCUUGAAUUGAGAUUGGCGACCAUAUGUUUUAAGUAAGCCUGGGAGCUCUUGGUGUACCGUACUCCUGAUGAGAUGCGUACGUACGUAAGGUACGGUAGGGGUGAUGGAGACGGACGCCUUAUUACUAAUCCCUACUCAUGCCGGCAAUGGCCGAACUGGUCAACGUGGGAUCAGAGAAAUUUGAACAGUAGUCCACCUGACGUGAUUUGCUGGCUGGGCCUGGCGUGCGUGCUGUGGUCUUGUCUGGCCGCUGGUUGCAACCGUUUCGCACUUGCUACCGCCGGCGGCGGACGGUAUCGGUGCAAGCAAGCAAAAGAUUACGUGCAUGGGGGAGCGGGGGGCGGGCAUGUCGGUUAGGUGGGGCGUUGUUGUGCCAUACAACAUAAACAGGGGAAGAGGAGGGCGUGCGCGUGUCCAUGUGUUCUACAUGCUGCUAGCUGCAUGCUGCAUGCUUAGCCGAGGACUACACUGCUAAGGAUUCACUGUCAGUUGCACCGUUGGAUUAACCGCAUACGGUAUGCAUGACCUUGGACAUCGCUGGAUGGCGAGUUAUGCGUACCAUUGCAGUGCUGCUACUGCAUUUGCGCAUUCGCUGCUGGUGCUGGUGCGGGUGCGGGUGCGGGUGCGGGUGCGGGUGCGGGUGCGGGUGCGGGUGCUUGGAAUCGUAAUAAGCUGCAUCGUAUGAUUGUUUCCACGGCGUAUACCAUAGCCACACAUGGCGCGCACGCGUGCACGCACGCAGACGCCGUUUGUUUCGCGCCGACAUGUCAUGUACGGUACGAAGCGCGCCACGACUGCCAAAGGAGUGAAUUGCUCAAUACGAUAGAAGCAGUGGGAGGCGGAUGAUGACAUGCUCAAGCAACUCGCUCAAAGCAACGUGUGUUUGUUUCUGGCUGGAUUAAUGCCUUGAUUGCAUUGCUCAAGGCGGCGUGCUCCCGCGGAUGUGCAUCAGGAUUGCGGCCUUGCUGACGUGGCGGCUGGCAUAUAGCUGUUUAGUGCAUGUGGACGCAAGUGGUAGUUGCCAGGGCUGUCACCAGGCUCACUGCUGCAGUUGCGUCAUGACCGUACUCGGGGCCCGGUGCCUACCGGUGCCCUUCAGCUGCUGCUGGGUGUUUUUCACACUCGUGGAUUGGCGGCAUAGCUCUGACAUGCAUUUGUGGGUUUUUGUUGUACUUGGGUGCAUGGGCGGCUGGGUGUUUCGCAUUGUUGUCGUGCGUCACUACCGCACAGAUUGCCGUGGCACAGAUUGCCGUGCUCAUGCGUUUUUCACAGCCGAGGCGGGCGGAGGGUGCGUGGGAGCGGCGGCAUGUGGAUGGGUCGUAGCCCCCGGGCAAGUUACUCGCGCGGGUAUGCCGUACGGUGGUUGUCCUUGUUGUUAUUGCCGUACCGCCGGCGGGCGGGCGGCGCACCCGCCGCACGGCGGGGAUUGCAUUGUGUUUCCUGGGGGUUUAAUCGUGGCAGUAUGCAUACCUUGCCGGUUGUUUGCAUGCACGGCUAACUCUUGCACCACUUGCUCGCGAGGCAUAGCGCAGAUGCGCAGUAACAUGGGUUUCUUUAUCCAAUUGGUCUCAAUGUAUUGCCGGCACAGCAGUCGGCUCCUAAACAACUGGCACCCUGGCGGCAAUGGACGAUUUGGCAACGUGUUUUCAGGCUGGCUUAAGCGUGAAUCUUUAUAAACUUAUGAAAGUUGUCUGGCCAUGGGGUGUGAAGUGUAAAGCCGGGAUGACGAGUUCAUGACAGAAACUUACUGUACUUGGGUUGUCAGCUGGGCCUUCCCUAAAUGUGUCAGCAGGCUUACUUUUUCGCCUGGGAUACAAAGGUGUUGGGGCGCGGUGUUAGCACGGGUGGUGGUGGUGGUGGUGGUGGUGGUGGUGGUGGUGGUGGUGGGGCCGUGUGGGGUUCGCCGUCAGGAGAAGUUUUGUUUUAGUGCGGCCUCGUGCCCUGAAACACGCGCGGGAUGGCGCAGUGAUGGCGCAGUGGUGGCGAUUUGCCGGGCCGGCGUGGGGAUAUCCUGUGCGUGCACAGGGGUUGCAGACUUGCAGUGCCACGCAAGUGUGUUUGAAAGAAUCAUGGCAUGUAUGUCAUUCGUGAAUCGUCCUUUGAAAGCAUCUUCGGGAAUGCCGUUUGGCGGCGAGGCACGCCCCUCCCCCAUCUCCCAAUUCCUCAAGGUGCAGUCAUCCCGACUCCCUGGGUC